UGCCUCUCCCUCUCACUCUCUCUAUCCCUCUCUCUCUCUCUCUCUCUCUCUCUCUCUCUCUUUCAAAACCCUACUCUCUCUCUUUCUAUCUCCUCGGCCCUCUGCUGCAACAUCAGGUAUCUCCCUCUCCGCUCGAUCUACCGCACAUCAAGGAGCAUUCUGCUGCAACAUCAGGUCUGCCUGGUGUCCUAUUUGCGCUUCCAGAUUCCUAUGUUGAUGCUGAGAACAAGGACUAUGGAGGUUGAGUUGGUGAGCAGUUGAUUUUUGCUUGUGUUAGCAUCCCCAUGCACUUCUGCAGCAACUAAGUGGCAGGUAAGCAUUCCUAUAAAGAGAAACAGAAAGCCAUCGCCAAGGAUCUUUUCUUGCAAUGGAUGCACCCGAACCCAGUCGGAGUUACAUGAAACGGGAUCUUGAGGAGAGUUUGGAACCGAAGGCUGACAGGAUUGAAGACGAGGAUGACUGGGAGGGUGUUGAUAAGAGGAAGCACCGUUCAAGCAAGUCCAAAAAGCAUAACAGUGUAGACGAAACAGAAGAAUGGGAUAGUGGUGGAAAGAGGAAGAGUUCCGGGGACAGAAAUGAUGGUAAAAAGAAGUCAGGUGGCUCCAGCAGAGCAGGCAGCGGUGAUGAGGAAGAUUAUGACACAAGAAAGGAAUUGCGUGUUAAGCUGGCGAAGAAAAAUCAUGAUGAGAAAAGUGAGAGGAAAUCAAGUAGUGGGUAUACAGAUAGGGAGUUAGAAAGCAGCAGAAAGAGUGGCAGAGAUGUUGUAGAGAGUAAAGGGUAUGAUCACACUGAUGAAAAUGAGAGGGGCUCAUCAAGGAAAGCAAGCAUAAAGCCUUCUUCACAUGAAACUCCUCAGAGCAAAGCAAGAAGCAAGGUUGACAAUCCCCAUGAACGCGACCUUGAAAAGGCACAGGAUAGAGAUUUCAGGUAUUCAGAAAGGAAGGAGAGUGGCAGAGAGAAAGGUCAUGGAACCCGUGAGCAGGAAAGAAAUCCACGGAGAAGAUGGGAUGAGCCGGACUCUGUCAGAAAGGUGGAUGAUAGUAGCUAUUUAGAUAAGGGUGAUUCAAGGAGUGGAAAGACUUCUGAUCAUAAGCAUGGGUCUUCCAGGGAGAGAACAACCGAUGUGAGAAUCGAAUCUGGCGAGAGCAAAAGCAGGCCUGUGGAUCUAAACAUGGACAAAAAUCUCAGAUCCAGCAGCAGGGAAGAGAAAAGGGCUGAUGGAGAGAGGAAUAAGAGCAGAGGCAGGUCGGAGGCUCGAGAAGAAGAUGGUAGAGCAGUUACCAUCACUUGUGAGGAGAGAUCAGAUGGUGUUAGAGAUGAUAAACAGAGGAGAGUCAGAGAGAAAUUGGGUGGGUCAGGGGAGGAUGUUGAACCUGUCACCAAUAGGAUGAGCUCUAGAGUCCACGAGGAGAAAAAUGAGAAGCAUCGACAACAACACAGCAGCCGUGAUGGUGCAGAAAGUAGGGAGAGGUCUGUUAAUACAGAUGAAGAUAGGCAUGCACGUCUGAGGGAUAGAAGUGGGAGAGAAUUAAGACGCACUAACAGGUCUCGAAGCCCUGAGAGAAGUGCCAGACGUUGCCAAGAGUCAGAUGAAUUUGAUCGGGGGUUCUCUGAAUCUGACAAUGAACGAAGCAUUAGCCACAAGGGGAAGGAGAGGGAAAAGGAAUCUUACAGAGAUGAUAGAUCCAAAGGCAGAGAUAGAUGCUGGAAUGACAGGAAUAGGGAUCGGGAAGGUUCUAGAGAUAAUUGGAAGAAAGGACAUCAAAGCAGGCGUGACAAAGAGACGAAAGAUGGGGAUGGUGAUUUUGACUACGACAAGGAAUGGGACUCACAAAGGCGUGAGCGGGAGAGGAUGGACCCUGACAAGCUUCAUGGUCGGCAUGAGUAUAGGAAAGAUAGAGGCAGGACUGAAGGUGCCAAAACGCCAUCAAGUUUUGGAGCUACAAAUGAUAAAUCUGAUACAAUAGAGAUCAGACCGAAGUCGCUUGAUUAUGGAAGAGAAGAAUCUGGAUCCACGUUUGCUGUUAGGAGCACCGAAAUGGCAGUGCACCAGAAUUUUCCGAUGGGCACAAGUGAUGAGGAAUGGGGAUAUUUGCCUGAGGACAGGGUGAGAAAGGCAGAUAUCUAUGGCCCUGGUGAUGAGCUGCAGGAAAGAUAUCCGGAAGAUGAUUCAGAUCAAACUAUGGGAAUGAGUUUAGAUAGAAAUAAUUUUGACAUGCAGGGUGCAAAAGGCAGAGUGCCUAAAGGGGCAAUGAAUUCUAAUCGUAUUGGUGCAGGCCAGACUUCUAGUAAUGGUUCACAGCCUCCGUUUGGAAAUAACCUGGGACUGGGGUCUUCCAAUAGAGCUGUUCCUCAAGGAUCUAAAGGGGGUAGUAGGCUUGGGAGAGGAGGAAGAGGAAGGCUUCCAGGGAGGGAUGGACAGCGGGCUGGAAUCCCACUUCCUAUGAUGGGACCUCCCUUUGGUCAUCUUAGCUUGCCAGCAGGACCCAUGCAGCCAAUCGGCCCAAAUAUGUCCCCAGCUCCAGGUCCACCCAUUGGCCCUGGUGUUUUCAUUCCGUCAUUUGCAGCUCCAAUUGUUUGGCCAGGAGCUCGAGGUGUUGAUAUGAAUAUGUUAGGUGUCCCACCUGGUCUUUCUCUUCCUCCACCUGGGCCGUCAGGACCUAGAUUUGUGCCUAACAUGGGAACUGGACCAAACCCUGCAAUGUAUUUCAAUCAACCAGGCCCUGGAAGAGGAAUUUCUCCCAACAUGUCUGCUCCUGGUUUUACAUCCAUGGGACCAGCAGGACGCGGGAUGCCACAUGAUAAAACUCCCAUGGGUUGGGGCCCUCCUAGAAUUAAUGGCCCCCCUGGUAAAGCUCCUUCGAGAGGAGAGCAAAAUGACUACUCUCAAAAUUUUGUUGACACUGGUAUGCGGCCUCAGAAUUUCAUCAGGGAGCUGGAGCUCACUAGUGUUGUGGAGGACUACCCAAAGCUGAGGGAACUUAUCCAGAAGAAAGAUGAGAUUGUGGCUAAAUCUGCGUCCCCACCCAUGUAUUACAAGUGUGAUCUCCGUGAGCAUGUGCUGUCCCCUGAGUUCUUUAGCACCAAGUUUGAUGUCAUUCUCGUCGAUCCUCCUUGGGAGGAAUAUGUUCAUCGGGCUCCUGGUGUUGCUGAUCAUAUGGAGUACUGGACAUUUGAAGAAAUACAAAAUCUUAAGAUUGAGGCAAUUGCCGACACUCCUUCAUUUAUCUUCCUUUGGGUUGGUGAUGGUAUGGGUCUUGAGCAGGGCCGCCAGUGUCUAAAGAAGUGGGGCUUUCGGAGGUGCGAGGAUAUAUGUUGGGUGAAGACUAACAAAUCAAGUGCAACUCCAGGCUUGCGUCAUGAUUCUCACACUUUGUUUCAGCACUCAAAGGAACACUGCUUGAUGGGCAUAAAAGGAACUGUUCGACGUAGCACUGAUGGUCAUAUCAUCCAUGCAAACAUUGACACAGAUAUAGUUAUUGCCGAAGAACCUCCCUAUGGUUCAACCAGGAAGCCUGAAGAUCUGUAUCGCAUAAUCGAGCAUUUCUCCCUUGGGCGGAGGAGGCUUGAGCUGUUUGGUGAGGACCAUAACAUCCGUUCUGGUUGGCUAACUGUCGGAAAAGGGUUAUCGUCGUCUAAUUUCAAUGCUGAGGCAUAUGUGAGGAAUUUUUCUGACAAGGAAGGGAAGGUUUGGCAGGGAGGCGGUGGCCGGAACCCGCCACCAGAUGCGCCCCAUCUUGUGUUGACAACUCCCGAGAUCGAGAGCCUCCGACCCAAGUCACCCCCGCAGAAGAACCAGCAGCAGCAAUCCACAUCCCUCUCCCUAAUGACAGCUAACUCCAGCAACAAGAGGCCCACUAUAAACUCCCCGCAGAACCCGACGGGUGCAUCCCCUCACGGUUUGAACCAAGAGGCAUCCAGUUCAAACCCUCCAACUCCUGUUCCAUGGGCUUCCCCGUUGGGCGGUUCGAAGGGACCAGAGGUGGGAAACAUGGGUUCGGAUGAUAGGCUUUUGGAUGGGUAUGGAGCCAAUGCUUCUUGUGCACAAGCAAGCGGGGACCAUUUGGAUUUUGAGGCGCAGAGGGCCGUCAAUUUGCUGUAAUUGAAUCCGGCUUUGGAACUUGUUGCCUGUAAUUCCAAUUUUUUUUUUUUUUUUUU
This is a messenger RNA of Magnolia sinica, 4158 nucleotides long. RefSeq names its product N6-adenosine-methyltransferase non-catalytic subunit MTB. Lineage: Eukaryota; Viridiplantae; Streptophyta; Magnoliopsida; Magnoliales; Magnoliaceae. Bases 368 to 4102 code for a protein of 1244 amino acids. The transcript has 8 exons. Gene Ontology annotation, molecular function: methyltransferase activity; mRNA binding. Gene Ontology annotation, cellular component: nucleus; RNA N6-methyladenosine methyltransferase complex. The record is from RefSeq and is a predicted model, not a curated record.